Molecule: messenger RNA, 2016 nt
Organism: Cannabis sativa
Lineage: Eukaryota; Viridiplantae; Streptophyta; Magnoliopsida; Rosales; Cannabaceae
Product: protein OSB4, chloroplastic
Exons: 10
Coding region: 205-1740 (511 amino acids)
Biological process (GO): mitochondrial DNA replication; positive regulation of helicase activity
Cellular component (GO): mitochondrial nucleoid
Molecular function (GO): single-stranded DNA binding
Source: RefSeq, a predicted model, not a curated record
GAGAAUGUAUUUGAAUUGUUUUCUUUGCUUUGGAAAGUGUAAGUAUUUGAAUUGUGGAUUUGUCAUCCCGACUAAAACUGAGAGAAAGAAAGACGAGGUUAUUAGAAAGUGGAGCUAUUCACACAGUGACACUGUAUCUGUAUCUGUAGUGAGUCUGUAGUAGGGGGGUUUGAAGAACUACUGAGCUGGGUGUGGGUAUCAUCAAUGAACUCUAUAUUCCGUUUCAUCUCACAAAGGCCAUGCCCUGCAAGACGACUUGUCGUUUUCCACUCAUCCUUCUCCACCAAACCCAGACCCAAAGUUAAACCCAAACCCACUUAUUCCAACUCUUCUUCCACUACUGCCGCCUCCGCCGCCGACUCUGCCCCUUCCUUUUCUCCCAACCUUUCUCAAUCCCCCUCUUCGGCUACCCUCUCGCCCUCUGGAGAUAUAAAACAAGAAAAAUCUUCUCCGCCGGCACCGGACAGACCGACCGAGAUUCCGUUCCAGGCCAAGGUUUCCAACUUGGUGCACCUGAUCGGUUACGUUCACGCGCCGGUUCAGUUCGAAACUUCUUCCAACGGUUCCUUUUGGGCCGCCACUGUUAUCACUCAGAACCCCACAUCCUCUUCUUCCGAAAAUGAAUCAUCUGAUGAUCUUCCUCUAUGGGUCCCUACAGUAUUUGAGGGUGACUUGGCUCACAUCGCUGCUUCCCAUUUGAAAGUAAAUGAUCGUGUCUAUAUAGCUGGAAAACUGAGUGCAAGUCUGCCUCACUUGAGUUAUAAUCAGUUUCAAGCCAGUGUUCAGGUUAUGGUGCAUGCUCUCAACUUUGUUGAGGAAACUGUUCAAAUGAAGAAAAGUUCUACGCUUUGUGUACCAGAACAAGGGACAUCAUUCAUCAAAGAAAUAGAAAAAGGGACCUUGAAUAAUUCUGAUCCUGUGAAAACAAAUAUGGACUCACUUUUUGGCCCCUGGUCAGACCUUAUUGAUAAUCCAAAAGAGUGGUUGGACUGUCGUGAUAAAAAAGUCAAUGGAUUGGUGAGUCGAAAAUAUCCUGAUUUCAAACGGAAGGAUGAUAAAAAAGCACUCUGGCUUGACAGUGCACCAAAACAGGUUUUAAAGAAAAUCUCAGCACUGGAGUUUGACAUUUCAUCUCAAAACUCAAAUGAAGUAAAGCAGUUUAAAGAUGGUGUGAAGAAAGAUGGGGAUUCUGCAAUAAAUUCAUGGAAUAACCUUAUUGAUAAUCCAAAACAAUGGUGGGAUUACCGUAACUGCAAGCACAAUGGACUGGUGAAUCCAAAAUACCCUGAUUUCAAGCAUAAGGAUGGUAGCCAAUCACUUUGGCUUAGUAGUGCUCCUCUAUGGCUUUCAUCAAAGAUUAAAGGUCUAGAGUUUGAUGUUCCAACUCCAAAAUCAAAAGAAGUAAAUGGGAAUAAAGGUGAGAUUGUGCACUUUUCUGAUAGUAUUUGUGAGGAAGGACUAGGAGAAGGAGAAGAGAAAAACAAGAGAAAUAGAGGUGAUGAUAUGUGGAAGGAGUUGUUGGAAAACCCCAAUAAGUGGUGGGAUAAUAGAAUAGACAAGAAAAAUGAGAGAGCUCCUGACUUCAAGCACAAAGAAACUGGUGAAGGCCUGUGGCUCAGCUCUUCGCCAAUUUGGGUGCAAUCUAAGUUGCAGCCUCCUAAAACUAAAGGCACACAAGAUGUGGGCCAUGUAUCAAAGAAUACAACGGGUGCAGUGGCAAAUGCGUAUAUGGAGAAUUGAAGAGAUACACAUGAGUUUUGUCAAGUCCAGCAUUACGGUACACAGUGAUGUGGUAUAUUUUAAAUCACUCAUUUUUUCCUUUUUUUUAUUAAAUGAGAUUGCAUUAUUUAUAUGGGUGGUUAAAGAUAAGACUACAUAGUGUAUAUUGGUUAUAUCUUUAGCAUGCGUUGGAGAUGGUUUUUUUUUUUAUUAAUUUGUAUCACUCCACUGUCUUGCAACGUAAUCAAAUUAUAUUUAGCAAAUAUUGUUUUGAGCAAUUAAGAAACUCUUGUUUUA